CUGUUACCGUAAUAUAUGUUUUUUUAUUACUUCCUUCAAUUGCCCUCAAAAGUGACUGAUUGGGUCAUUUUGAGUGACUUCAGAUUCAAGCGAUAGGGUUGGGGAGUUUAGGAUAGACAUGGCAUAAUAGGCUGUUUUGACUUUACCAGAACUGUGAAAGCUCCCCGCGAAGCUGCUUAUAGCAUAUCGACUGUAUUUGUGAAUAUAUAAUGCCAGAAUCUUCUUCUUCAUGGAAAGAGGUGUGUUAAUUAGAAACGGAUUGAAUAUCCCUCAAUACUUACCGGUUAUUGUUUGAGACAUAUACUUAUAGCAUGGCUACCUUUGUCCUGCUAGGGUGGCUCCUAUUCUCUGCAUCGGCAUCAGCUGCAUGUACGAGAGACUUUCUCGUAGGAGCUACUAACAAAUAUGUUGCUGCUCAAGCGGCUGGGUCCAGCAGAGAUAUAGCCGCAUUGGCGGCUCCUAAUGUCACAUACACCGAAAACGAAGUUCCCAAAGCCAUCAACGAAGGCGUACUAACGGAGGCCAUCAAGAUAGACCACAACCGCAGCAUCCACGACACCGCCAACUGCGCGACGUUCACCGAGCUCAUCGCCGCGAGCAACCCGCACCAGUACGUCAUCGGCACGCGCAUACUCUUCAACAACGACAGCAGGAUCUCGUUGAUCGAAUCUAUAGUGACGGAUGCGGGCGAUUGGGCCUUCAACGCCACCGGAUACCUAUACUGGAACUCGCAGGAGAGCUGGGAUCCUAUCCCCGAGGACAAGCGGGACAGCCGCGAGGUCAUCCAAGCCGCUGGCGACGCCUACUUCGACAGGUUCAAGAACGAGAACGUGACCGUACCUUUCGGUGUCCCGUGUUCCAGGCUCGAAGGCGGCGCGUCCACGGCCCCGCUCAACAUGACCGGCGACUCGUGCACGCUCGCAGGCCUGCCGUCUACGCUCGUAGUUACCAACCGCCGCUAUGUCGUGGACGAGGUCCUGGGCGUCGUCGACAUUUAUCUUGGGUUCCCCGGACUGGACAGGUCGCAGGGCCAGAAGCCCAUGCCGGACAGCCACGUGUUCAGGGUCGAGUCCGGCAAGAUCAGGUAUAUCCAUACCGUUUCGUCGUGCAUGGAGGCGGGCUGCGGGUUCAAUGGCACGAUCCCGCCUACCUCGAGGAUUAGGAGGCUGCGCGACUUUGAGAAGCCUAGGCUGUCCUUGCGGGGGUACUAAGGCGGAAGUGGCUGGAGAAAUAGGGGUUAUGAUGCAUUGUUUGGCUUAAAAGGGGGUCGUGCCGAAAAGACUGUUGUCAAAGACACACCGUUGAGCCAAAAGUAUAUUUCUUAAUAGCACAAUUGCUAUUACAGUCUAUCUGACCUGAGGGGACCUGAGUGGUAUUACCACUCAUAACUGUAUUUAGGUAGGCAAGAAGAGGUCCAGUGUGGUUCUAAGGAUGCCAGUAUUAUUUUCAUAAUGAGGCCACAAUGAGGCCACAAUGAGAUUUUUCACAAAAU
This is a messenger RNA of Daldinia caldariorum, 1492 nucleotides long. RefSeq lists its product as uncharacterized. The record is from RefSeq and is a predicted model, not a curated record. Bases 312 to 1211 code for a protein of 299 amino acids. NCBI's taxonomy places the organism in Eukaryota, Fungi, Ascomycota, Sordariomycetes, Xylariales, Hypoxylaceae. The transcript has a single exon.